AUGUUCGAAGCUUCCUCCCACCGGGGUGACGACUUCAAGCCGAUGCCACCUUCGUUCGACACUUUCUGCUCGCAGAUCGCCGUGCCGCCCCUCGAACGGGUGCGUUCGCUGUGUCGUCAUUUGCUAAUAAACAGCGACCCCACAGAGUGCAACCAGAGUCUCUCCACGUAUCUCAAAGCUGCCGUGGACCAUUUGCAGACCGAGCUGGAAAUCUACCAUGUGUGUUCGGUGUUGGCGCUUGACUUGCUUCGCCUGAACUUGUUUACCAAGAACUUUGGCUUGUGUAUGGGCAAGAUGCUCAGUUUGCUCUCGGUGCUUAGUGACGCUGGGGCUGACCCUAAUGGUGAGGUGAACAACUUUAAGACAUUGCUUCUGGUGACGUUGCUUCUUACGUUUAAAGCAAAGGAUGAUCCUGUGAUGGGCACAAUCUUCUCGGAUCACAUUUCUGAUAAGGAAUUCGUGACUACGUUGCGUUCGCUUGGUAUAGUUCAGGUGGUUGGCAACGUCAUCAACAAGCACAUUACCUCUUCAUCGUCUUCCCACGCAGCGUAUGUGUUGCUCAAGUUCAAUUGUGACGUUAUUUUCCAGUACCUUUAUAAAGUGGUGCUUCUUUCAGACGAGGAAUUCGACUCAUUGACGAAAAGUCCCUUGAUCCCCACACUUAUUGCAGAUCUCACUUCGAACGAUAAUUUCAACGAGUAUGAUGUCACAUACGACGAUUUCGAAGACGAGGAAAAACUCGUGGCCUACGAGGAGUUCAAGCUUCUUCUCCUCAUAAACGAACAAUACCUAAUGAAAAGCUUAUCUUGCACACAUCUGAAAAACAAGGUCUUUGACGGUUUGCUGGUCAACCGCAAAGGGAUCAACGUGCUCUGUGGCUUCACGAACUUGUUGGUCUACCACCUUAAUAGAGAGGAGUCUAGCAUCAUUAAGAUUUUGAUGCUCAAGUUCCUCUAUUCCGUUUUUACAUCAUCAUUCUCAGCCAAGUUGCCUUACCUCAACGACGUGAAGAUUCUUCUUGAUAUCAUUCUUCGUGAACUUAAUGACCUCGAUUACCUGCCCGAGGAGCCCAAAGAGAAUUGCAUUCUUGCCCUCACAUACUUGAAAGUGUUGAACCCAUUACUUGUGUUCUCUCAAUUAUCGGAACUUAAUCCUCCUUACAAACCUCAUGAGAUAAUUGAGACACUUCGAAAUGUUGUGAUUAAUUGUGAUUCCAAGGCAUACGACACUUCCUCGCUGGACGCAUCACUGAAAACCAAGGACUUAGCAUCCAUCGUCAAGUCAGCUACAAAGUGUUUGAAUAUUCCUUGGGUCAAGAGAUGCACCGUGGGACCACGAGUUAACCAGCUGUUGAGUUCCAGUAGAAAUGCUAGUUCAGAUAGUUUGAGCUCGGUGGCUUCCACAGUCUCCAAGAUUGCCAAUAUCAAGUUGGUUUCAUCAGAAAAUAAUGCCUCGACAGACUCUUUAUCUUUCACGCGAGUGGCCUCCGUCAGAGCAUCUAACAAGGACGAUUACAAUUUGCACACAAAAUCCCACAACGAACAGCUUGAGAAGCCUCGUCUGGACAAGGACUCUAUGUUUUCGGCUAAUAAUGGCAAUGUCUUUUUACAGAAGUCAAGCAAUUCUGCUUCUGAAGAUCCUUUCGCUACAUUCGCUGCUGCUCACGCAGAGCAUCUCUUGGAUUUACCUAAGGAGUAUUUGGAAGGAAAACCACCACUCCUGAAGGAGAAAUCAGCAGAAAAACUUAAUGCUAGGCAGCGGAAGGCAAAGGUAAAGAAGGCUCCACCUCCACCUCCCCCUCCACCUAGAAGAAGAAGGUAG
Candidozyma haemuli is the source of this 1821-nucleotide messenger RNA. RefSeq lists its product as uncharacterized. The transcript has a single exon. NCBI's taxonomy places the organism in Eukaryota, Fungi, Ascomycota, Pichiomycetes, Serinales, Metschnikowiaceae. The record is from RefSeq and is a predicted model, not a curated record. Gene Ontology annotation, cellular component: actin cortical patch. Bases 1 to 1821 code for a protein of 606 amino acids. Gene Ontology annotation, molecular function: Arp2/3 complex binding. Gene Ontology annotation, biological process: actin cortical patch localization; endocytosis; actin cortical patch assembly.